AGUCUCCUCCUAUCCACCUCUAGCCUCGCGCGACCUGCCCACGCUCGCCGGCCAUGCCGCCGCCACUCUCCUUCCUCCACCCACCUCCCAACCCGCCAGUCCUCCAUCCCUCCCCCUUCAACCACCGCGCCCCCCACCGCAUCUCCCUCCGCGCCGAUCCCCCACUCCGAGCGGCAGCGGCCGAGAACCCGUACUCGGCGGCGCCCACCGCGGCGGACGUCGAGAUGUUCCGCGGCGGGGACGGCGUGUGGACGGCGCGGAGCCCGACGGUGGUGGUGCUGUGGGACCUCGACAACAAGCCCCCGCGCGGGCCGCCCUUCGAGGCGGCCACCUCCCUCCGCGAGGCGGCCUCCCUCCUCGGCCGCGUCGACUCCGUCUCCGCCUUCGCCAACCGCCACGCCUUCACCCACCUCCCCGCCUGGGUCUCCGCCGACCGCCGCGAGCGCCGCGCCCUCGACCGCGCCGAGCGCACGGGCGCCGCCGCCCCGCCCGUCCCCUACUCCUGCGCCGUCUGCGGCCGCCGCUUCCCCACCCGCCCCGACCUCGCCCGCCACUUCCGCCAGCUCCACGAGCGCGAGCGCAACAAGAAGCUCGGCCGCCUCCGCUCCCUCAAGGGCAAGAAGCGCCAGAAGUUCCGCGAGCGCUACAUCUCCAACAACACCAAGUACCAGGAUGCCGCGCGAGAGCUCCUCACCCCAAAGGUCGGCUACGGUCUCGAUUCCGAGCUCCGGCGCGCCGGCGUCCAUGUCCGCACCGUCCCGGACAAGCCGCAGGCUGCGGACCAAGCGCUCAAACGCCAGGUGAAGCACGCCAUCGCCUGCGGCGUCGACUGGGUCGUGCUCGUCUCCGAUGACUCCGACUUCACCGACACGGUGCGUAACGCACGCGCUGCCGCCCUGAGGAUGGUCGUGGUUGGGGAUGGGUGCCGCGCGCUCGGGAAGGUUGCUGAUAUUUGGCUGCCUUGGGACAGCGUGCAAAACGGGGAGGUUGAUGAGGAGAUGAUGCGGAGUGGGAAGGUUCCAGAGUUUAGAUACGAAGAGCACGAUGAGCAAGAUGAUGAUGAUGAGUUCAUAGUGGAUUGGGAUACGAAUGAAUUGGAUGAUGUUGUUGAUGACAUUGUUACAAGCAGGACCAAAGUGUUUGGUGCUACAAAAAUGUCUGCAUUUGCCGAAGAGGACAUUGUUGAUGGUAUAUUGGGGCUUCGACAUAAGGAGGAUGACAUGCUUUGGAGUAGCGACGACGAGGAUGAGGAUGGUUAUCUGUGAUAUUUACACGGAUUGGCAGACUCAUGUUAUCUGCGUUGUUAAUAUACAGUGAUUGCACUGGUUCAUCACAACACCUUUCUGAAUGUUAGGACCAACAAUUCAGUCCCACUGCCCAAUUUUGCCAACUUGGUGACACCUCAAUUCUCAGACUUGCUAGGCAGCAGGUUCUGUGAGGCGCCAGGAGGGAAGUCUCCCUACCGCAGUGAUCAAUUGAUCAACAAGACAAUAUCACUGGCAUGUGUCCUUGGGUUCAUGUUAUUUCUACAUCACAAUCUGCCUCCUGAACUAACUUCACCCCAAGCUUGAUUGCUUUCCUCAGUGCUGUGCUGCAUGCAACUAGUCAGUAAUUUCAGUAUCUGUCGUUUACUCGUUCAGCUGUUGCCACUUCAAUUUUUCCUGUUUUGUCUUCAAUGAUCAUUCAUUCACCUUUAUAAAGAGAGCAUCAUCACCCAACCUUCUUCAGUUGGUAUCCAUUUGUCUGGCAAGUAAACAGUACCUGUAACUUAACCCCUCGCUAAUCUACUAAUUUGAAAUAUCAUAGUUCCUUUUUGCCACUUCCAUCUUGUCACCUCCAUAAGCAACACUGUCUGUUCACCAUAUUCAUAAAAACCCUCCUCGAUGUUCAUCAUGUCAGCAUUUUUCAGUCUCUAAAAGUCUCUCUCUGCAGUUGUUCUCGAACCAAUGUCAUCUGCUAAGCCAUCUACUACUUUUCCGCAAUUGAUCUCCUUGAUUUCUGUGACUAUUUUAUAUUGCCAAUACUCUGUAGCUUUGCAGAAUUAUUAUGCGAGGGUAAGGCUGUCUAGAAAUUCCCUUCCCCAGACCCCACCUUGUGUGGGAGCUUUCAGCACUGGAUGCACCACAGGUAAUAUCUGCAUUUUCUGAAGAGGACAUUGUUGAUGUUAUGUUGGGGCUUCGACUGAAGGAGCAUGACAUGCUUUGGAGUAGUGACGAUGAGGAUGAGGACAGUUAUUUGUGAGAUUCACAUGGAUUGGCAGGUAUCUCUUGUUUCUUCACUUCAGUUGUUGGCACUUCGAUUUUUCCUGUUUGGUCUCGGACGAUCAUUCAUCCACCUUAAUUAAAAUAAAGAGACCAGCAUUACCAACCUUCUUCAGCUGUCCUUUUUUUUGUCAGUUCCAUCUUGCCACCUCCAUAAGCAAAACUGUCUGUUCAUCACAUUUCAUGGAAACCCUCCUCUAUGAUCAUCAGCCAUUUCCAAUUUCAGUCGGAAAAGGCAGUCUGGUGUUUGGGGUACUAUAGGUGAUCAAGUGGUGCUAUCAUAUUACAGGGGGCUUUACACAAAGUUCCGUUACAAUUAAUGCGUGUCUUCGAGAUUUCCUCAUACUGAGCUUAGGAGCACGUGCAUUGUUCAGGGGCUGUACAAAUUCUUCGAUGUCUUAUGUUCAAGAAGUUUCAAAUACCAUUGAGAAACAGAUCGUUGGUUCCGGAAAGACCACCGAAUUCAAAUCAUCAGAACAGCCAUCGCCUGACAUUCAUGAUGCAAUUUGUGGAUAGCAAUCACCCCGCUAAUGCAGCCGCUGGAACCGAAAGAGAGAACUUCAUAGUUGGAGAAAAUCUUAACCAGGACAGAACAGAAAGUGCACCCUCGAGGCAGUCUGAAAGGAACAGAAAACAGUGUACACGUGGACGGCGGGCUGGUGCUGGGUUGCAAAGAUGCUAAUUGAAGAGCGUCUGAAAGGCUGGCAAUGGCAUGUCCUGCAAAGGGUGGGUUUGCAAUGCGGCAUGGUGUGCUGAGAACAUUGCUAAAAUUGUGGAUGCACUGUCAUGGAUGUGUACCUUGAAGAUUAGCCUGAAACUGUUAAUGCAGCGAGUCAAAGACACGAUCACUGCCCGCCUGCUGUUUACAGACAUGUUAUAAUGUUGUCCAGAUGAACUUGUGUUCUCUCCGUUCUUUCUGCAUUAUGCAUGUGCUGGCCUGGUGACCAAUGGCUGUGCUCAUAAGGACCAAGCAGGUUUAGGCAGCCUGAAGCAGCAGUGGAAAAAAAAAGGAAAAUCAAUGAUCUUCCAGGGGUUGAUUGACACUUUGACAGUAGUUCCAGCCUUCCAGGGGUUCUUACCCAUUAGGGCCACAGUGCAAGCAAAGCCUGGAACUGGAAGGCGUCACGCCAGCGAUACCGGCCAAUCGCCAGUGGGGCGAUGGUUGCUAGUACCAGCACAAGAAAAUACGGCGUCCUGGGUAAUGGGAAUGAAUGAUUAGUCCAUGUUUGCAGCUGUAGGAGAACACGCACCAUGAACAGUACGAGAAUCCAGCGCCUGACGGUGCACCUGACCUUUUUUAUUUUUUGAAUAAGACGGCGCACCUGGUUUCCUUGC
Molecule: messenger RNA, 3596 nt
Organism: Triticum dicoccoides
Lineage: Eukaryota; Viridiplantae; Streptophyta; Magnoliopsida; Poales; Poaceae
Exons: 8
Coding region: 54-1265 (403 amino acids)
Source: RefSeq, a predicted model, not a curated record